AUGAGAAGGAACUACGAGAAACCAACUCUUAGUAUUAAUGUUGGAAAGCUAGUACUAAAUAAUUAUCCAGAUGUUGGAAAGCUAGUAUUAAAUAAUUAUCCAGAUGUUGGAAAGCUAGUACUAAAUAAUUAUCCAGAUGUUGGAAAGCUAGUAUUUAAUAAUUAUUCAGAUGUUGGAAAGCUAGUAUUUAAUAAUUAUCCAGAUGUUGGAAAGCUAGUAUUAAAUAAUUAUCCAGAUGUUGGAAAGCUAGUAUUAAAUAAUUAUCCAGAUGUUGGAAAGCUAGUAUUAAAUAAUUAUCCAGAUGUUGGAAAGCUAGUACUAAAUAAUUAUCCAGAUGUUGGAAAGCUAGUAUUUAAUAAUUAUUCAGAUGUUGGAAAGCUAGUAUUUAAUAAUUAUCCAGAUGUUGGAAAGCUAGUACUAAAUAAUUAUCCAGAUGUUGGAAAGCUAGUAUUUAAUAAUUAUUCAGAUGUUGGAAAGCUAGUAUUUAAUAAUUAUCCAGAUGUUGGAAAGCUAGUAUUAAAUAAUUAUUCAGAUGUUGGAAAGCUAGUACUAAAUAAUUAUCCAGAUGUUGGAAAGCUAGUAUUUAAUAAUUAUUCAGAUGUUGGAAAGCUAGUAUUUAAUAAUUAUCCAGAUGUUGGAAAGCUAGUAUUUAAUAAUUAUUCAGAUGUUGGAAAGCUAGUAUUUAAUAAUUAUCCAGAUGUUGGAAAGCUAGUAUUAAAUAAUUAUCCAGAUGUUGGAAAGCUAGUAUUAAAUAAUUAUCCAGAUGUUGGAAAGCUAGUAUUAAAUAAUUAUCCAGAUGUUGGAAAGCUAGUACUAAAUAAUUAUCCAGAUGUUGGAAAGCUAGUAUUUAAUAAUUAUUCAGAUGUUGGAAAGCUAGUAUUUAAUAAUUAUCCAGAUGUUGGAAAGCUAGUAUUAAAUAAUUAUCCAGAUGUUGGAAAGCUAGCAUUGAAUAAUUAUCCAGAUGUUGGAAAGCUAGCAUUGAAUAAUUGUCCAAAUGUUGGAUAA
Molecule: messenger RNA, 1005 nt
Organism: Mytilus trossulus (common blue mussel)
Lineage: Eukaryota; Metazoa; Mollusca; Bivalvia; Mytilida; Mytilidae
Exons: 2
Coding region: 1-1005 (334 amino acids)
Source: RefSeq, a predicted model, not a curated record